Messenger RNA from Ziziphus jujuba (common jujube), 1605 nucleotides. RefSeq names its product AT-hook motif nuclear-localized protein 23. Lineage: Eukaryota; Viridiplantae; Streptophyta; Magnoliopsida; Rosales; Rhamnaceae. The transcript has a single exon. The record is from RefSeq and is a predicted model, not a curated record. Gene Ontology annotation, molecular function: DNA-binding transcription factor activity; minor groove of adenine-thymine-rich DNA binding. Gene Ontology annotation, cellular component: nucleus. Bases 429 to 1307 code for a protein of 292 amino acids.
ACCCACAACUUCUCUUCUUCUUUCCCUUCCUCCUUUUCUCUGCACUCGAUCUGCUUCUCCUCCUUCUCCUUCUUGUUGUUGUUGUUUCUUUUUUUUUUUUUUUUUUUUUUUUUUUUUUGUUUUCAUAAAACACUUUUCCAAUUCUUUAAACACUUCGAGUUCCAAAACCUCUACCUCUCUCUCUCUCUCUCUCUCUCUCUCACACACACACAGAGCAAACACACACUUCUUUUUUAUUUUUAAUUUCCUCUUUUUAAAUAUAAUAUAUAUAGUUUUCCACUUCCAUUAAAUAAACAAAAGCAGAAAACAAAAACAGUUUUAAAUUUGCAUAGUGUUUUUUUUUUUUUUAAUAAUAAUAUUUUCUUCUUCCUUGUUUUCUGUUUUUUUAUUUUUUAUUUUCUCUUUUUAUUUUUAUUUUUUAUGUAUCAAUGGCUGGUUUGGAUUUAGGUACAGCUUCUCGCUACGUUCAUCAUCAUCCUCAGCUUCACAUAAGCGACUUGCACCUUCAAAGACCAAUCCAAAACGAUUCCGAAGAAGAUCCAAACCAUGACGGCCAAUACUCCGGUGGCGGCGAUGAUUCACACCAAGGUGGUGGUGGUGGACUUGAGCUGGUUACCGGAAAUCCAGGUGAUCUAGUAGGUCGACGACCCAGAGGCCGACCUCCAGGUUCCAAAAACAAACCGAAACCUCCGGUUAUCAUAACAAGAGAGAGUGCAAACACUCUACGAGCUCACAUCCUCGAAAUCGGAAACGGCUGCGAUGUCUUCGACUGCGUCGCCACCUACGCACGCCGCCGGCAACGGGGGAUCUGCAUCUUGAGCGGCAGCGGAACGGUUACCAAUGUCACCUUGCGGCAGCCGGCCGCGGCCGGAGCCAUAGUUACUCUCCAUGGGAGGUUUGAGAUACUAUCGCUUUCGGGAUCGUUUCUUCCACCGCCGGCUCCGCCGGGAGCGACGAGUUUGACUAUAUUCUUAGCAGGCGGCCAAGGCCAAGUCGUCGGGGGAAGUGUGGUCGGGGAGUUGACUGCGGCGGGGCCUGUUAUAGUGAUUGCUGCAUCUUUCACGAACGUUGCUUAUGAAAGAUUGCCUUUGGAAGACGAUGAUCAGCAACAGCUUCAGACGGCGGCAUCGCAGGGUGGUUCCGGUGGCGCCGGAGGUGGUGGUGUUAAUCCUUUUCCCGACCCGUCUUCUGGGCUUCCUUUCUUUAAUUUGCCGUUGAAUAUGCAAAAUGUUCAGCUACCGGUUGAUGGUAAUUGGGCAGGUGGAAAUAGCUCAUCAGCUGCUGCUGCUGGUCGCCAACCGUUCUGAAAAGAAAAAAAUAAAAAAAAGAGAAUUUCUUCGAUGUUGAAUUUUUUUUUUCCUUUCUUUUUUUUUUUUUUUUUUUGGUUGUGUUUUUGGGCUGCUUAAUGUGAUCUAUUUUGUAGAUUUGGGGUUUUUGAAGGGCUCUGUGGAAGGAUUUCUUUGCAUUGGAUGAGAUGAUGGGUUAUAUUUGGGAACUCAUAAAAAAAAAAAAAGGUCAGAAAAAAAAUUUCUAUGGACUAUUUCAUGGCUGAUACCAUGUUUUUUUCAAUUUCUCUUCUGCUAUGUUGAUUAUCAUGUUCUAGUU